UGGACGAGAACGGUGCCUCUGUGCUGAGGGCCCACGACUGGUGUGGGCGCGACCCUUGGCCUGGCGCUGGGCCCCUUGGAUGCCUUCACUCACUUCACCAACCAGACCCAAGGCCAGGACCGACUCUUCAGAACCACUCAGUACACAUGCAUGUUGCUUAGAUAUUUGUUAGAGCCUGGACCUGGCAAAGAGAAGGUGGUAAUGAAGCUCAAGAAAUUGAAGUCCAGUGUAAGCACUGACUGUAAAUGGUUCAGACUAGGAAAUGUGGUAUAUGCUAUACAGGCAACUCAGCAGAGCAUUCAUGCCACUGACCUGGUACCCUGCUUAUGCCUAACAUUAGCUAACUUAAAACCAUGUAGUUUAUUUCAUCUAUGACACCAUCCUCUGGACGAAAAUCGUAGGGCUUGCCUUUGGCAUCAACGAAGAGAAAUGGCAAAUGUGGGCUGCCCACCACUAGUAUUAUUUUCUCUUGCUGAGCCUGGUCAGAGAUCUCUAUGAAAUCUCCCUGCAGAUGGAACAGGUUGCACACGACAGGGCAAAGAAGGAGAAGUCACCAUUCCAGAAUCCUCCUGGGCACAGUGUGGCAGAUGAGGAAACAGAAUGGUUCCAGUCCUUUCUCCUUCUCUUAUUCCGAUCCCUGAAGAACCAUCCUCCCUUGCUCCUGGACAUUGUGAAGAACCUUGGUGAUAUUGUGAACCCUCUGAGCCAGCCGGGGAUCUAUAAGUCCAAUUCUGGCACCAUUAGACUUGGAGGUCUUAUGUCCUCUAUAGCAGGCAUCAGCAUUGUGGCAUAUCCUCAGAUGAGACUGAAGACCCACUAAGGCAGGAUGAGCACCUGCUUAAAAAAGUGACUGUCAUGGAUUGAAUUAUGUCCCC
This is a messenger RNA of Trichechus manatus latirostris (Florida manatee), 875 nucleotides long. RefSeq names its product peroxisomal membrane protein 11A-like. Gene Ontology annotation, cellular component: peroxisomal membrane. Lineage: Eukaryota; Metazoa; Chordata; Mammalia; Sirenia; Trichechidae. The record is from RefSeq and is a predicted model, not a curated record. The coding region runs from base 512 to 820 and encodes 102 amino acids. Gene Ontology annotation, biological process: peroxisome fission. The transcript has a single exon.